AUUUAAACGGACAUGCUAUAGCAUAUUCGACGCUCAUAAUUUGGGGCUAAGAAUCAUUUGUCCUUUCGAACUAUGUUCACGUACCAUACGAAAUUCUAUAAAUUCGUUCCCCGGGGCGGUGCUUUUUCAUUUCGUUAUUCCUGCAACAAAGGAGUGUUUUCUAUCUGACCAGUGCGUGCGUUUUUGUUAAUUUCUCGGGGAAAUUUGGCUCAAUUCAAGCCUCAAAUUGUAACUAACUGAGGAGAGAAAAACGCCGAAUCAAUGGGGGAUUGGGUGGAGCUCGCGCAGUCCGCGUUCAUUGCUCUGAUCUUUGCCUUCAUGCUCGCGAAAUUGAUUUCCAUCGUUAUUUCUUUCAGAGACGACAAUCUGCGGAUUACCCGUGACGUGGAUCGCAGUUUCGUGCCGGAAGUUGCAGGAGAGGCGGAAACAAUGUCAGAGGUUGAAUAUGUAGAAGAGGAGCGAGUACCUGGAAGAAAUGUGCCCGAAACGAUAGAAACACAUGAUAAAAUUGUUAGAAACGAGGGGUUUGAGCUGCAAACCCUAGGAAGCGAAGGUUUGCGAAUUGAAACUCCAAUAGAUAAGUAUUCAGAAAUUCAAAUUCAGGAAGAGGGCGAGAAAAUCGAGGGUCUGGAGGCGCAAAACCCAGGAAAAGAAAUUAUCACCAUGAUAAGUGAGGGCUUGGAUGUUGAAACCCGAGGAAAAGACGGUAAAACUCUAGUAAGCGAGGGUUUGGAGCUUCAAACUCAGGGAGAAGAUGUUAAAACCCUAAGAGGCAAGGGUUUGGAGGUUCAUACCCUGGAGAGCAAUUGCGCAGAGGGGAAAAUCCUCGGAACGGGAAGUAAAGCCGUAGCAAGUGAGGGCUUUAGGGAGGAAAUUGGAGCUGGGAGCCUGCAUGGUGAAAGCGAUUUAGGCGAUGAGGAAGACGAUGAUUGGGAGGGUGUCGAGAGCACGGAAUUAGAUGAAGCUUUUGGCGCUGCUGCUUCAUAUAUUGCAACAAUGGCUGGUCAAUCUGCAGAGAGAAUUUCGAAUGAUGUGCAGUUGCAGUUUUAUGGGCUUUAUAAGCUCGCUACAGAGGGGCCGUGUACUGUUCCUCAGCCUUCAGCUCUUAAGAUGACUGCCAGAGCGAAAUGGAAUGCUUGGCAAAGAUUGGGAACCAUGUCUCCGGAGGUGGCUAUGCAGAAGUACAUUUCUCUUCUUACUGAGAUAAAACCCAGCUGGGCUGAUGGUAUUAAGCAAAAGAGCAGAAAGCAAGAUGAGGAGAGCUCUCAUCAAUCUGGAACAAGAGGUGCGAUUGGGCCUGUCUUUAGCUCAUUUGUAAGCUACGAGGGAUCUGAUGAUGAAACAAAGUUGGAAAUUAUACAUUCAUAUGCCAGUGAAGGUGAUACAACAGGACUCCUUCAAGUUCUUGAACAUGGAACCCCUGUUGAUAUGAAAGAUAGUCAAGGUAGGACUGCUUUGCACUGGGCUGCAGAUCGUGGUCAGUUGAAGACUCUUGAAAUUCUUGUUUCAAAAGGAGCAGAUAUUAAUGCUAAGGACAUGGAAGGGCAAACACCUCUUCAUUAUGCCUUUGUUUGUGAACUGGAGGAUAUUGCCAAGUACCUUAUUGACCAUGGUGCAGAUGUUUCCAUCAAGGACAAUGAUGGUGAUGCUCCAUGCAAUAUUUGUCCCACAAAAUGGACAUGGAUGUCUGGCAAUGCGUGAUUGGUGUAUUUCCUCCUAUGAACUGUGGAAUACGAGACAGAUGGUGCAUUUAUUAUAAAUGAAUGGGAUGAUUGAUUUGUGAUGUAUGUAAUGCCUCUAAACUAUUAUAAAUGCAAUAGCAUUUGUAGGAUUUGAUUUUAUGUAAAUACCUGCCAGAACGAAGACUGGCAUAGUGUUUGAUGUCAAAUAUGAUCCAUCCUUUUGUUCAUCCUUGAUUAUUCA
Cryptomeria japonica (Japanese cedar) is the source of this 1923-nucleotide messenger RNA. RefSeq names its product acyl-CoA-binding domain-containing protein 1. The coding region runs from base 262 to 1701 and encodes 479 amino acids. Lineage: Eukaryota; Viridiplantae; Streptophyta; Pinopsida; Cupressales; Cupressaceae. The record is from RefSeq and is a predicted model, not a curated record. Gene Ontology annotation, molecular function: fatty-acyl-CoA binding; protein binding. The transcript is spliced from 6 exons.